AUGGACAAGACGGAUAGAGACGCUGUCAUUGAGCAUGCUACGCAGGUUAAACACCUCGUGCAUGAUCCUCACAGCUUCCUCACCGAGUUGGUCGCUCAGCAACAGCAGUAUCACUGCGUCGCCUGGCUUUGCCACUUCGACAUUCUCUCCAAGAUUCCGCAGCCACCAGAAUCUAUCACCUAUUCUGAUGUCGCCACCAAGGCCAAAGUCCCGCUAUCAAAGCUGCGGUCUGUAGCGCGCAUGGCAAUGACCACUGGUUUACUCUGCGAGACCAAAAAUGGCAAGCUUUCUCAUAGUAACCUCUCUGUACAGUUCGUUACCAAUGUCCAUAUGAAGACACAGCUUCUUCAUAUCUUCAAUCAGACUGUUCCUCUCAUGGCAGGCUUGAUUAAAGCUACGGAGAAAUGGGGCGAGACGACUGCGACUAAUGAGACGGCUUACAAUAUUGUUCACAACACUGAGCUGGCGUUCUUUGAGCACUUGAAGACACAACCUGAUCUCAAUGAGGGCUUUCAGGCCUACAUGAAGAGUCGUGCUGUGUCUCAUACUGGCUCUAACGUUGAGCAUCUGCUGAAUGCUUUUGACUGGAAGUCUUUAGGCCAAGCCCAAGUCGUCGAUAUUGGCGGAAGCAGUGGCUCAACGUCCAUCAUGCUGGCGACGGCGUUCCCGUUACUCAAUCUCGUUAUUGAAGACCUCUCAGAACCCAUUGAGAACGCCAAGACGCGUAUCUCUGAUCUACCAUCAGACAUCAAGUCUCGCAUUGAGAUCAAGGCAUACGACUUCUUCACUCCCCAACCCGUCAAAAACGCUGAUGUUUACCUCUUGCGCACCAUUCUUCACGACUGGCCCGACGUUGAUGCCAUCAAGAUCCUUCAAGGCAUCGUCGCAGCCAUGGGUCCGUCCAGUCGCUUGCUGAUCAUGGACAUGGUGCUGCCAAAGCCAGGUUCUGGGUCUCGAACCUUUGAAGCGGCUUUGAGACAGAAGGAUCUUACUAUGAUUCAGUGCUUCAAUGCACAGGAGCGUGAAGUUGAGGAGUGGAAUGCCUUGCUUACCAAGGCUGAUCCGAGAUUGAAGAUACAGGCAAUUGAGAGACCUGCUGGGAGUGAGUUGUCGGUCAUUGAGGCUACGCUUGAUGAGUCUCCGGGGCAGCCGGCGUGGUUUUAG
Fusarium redolens is the source of this 1164-nucleotide messenger RNA. Its product is annotated as O-methyltransferase-domain-containing protein. The record is from RefSeq and is a predicted model, not a curated record. Gene Ontology annotation, molecular function: O-methyltransferase activity. The transcript has 2 exons. Lineage: Eukaryota; Fungi; Ascomycota; Sordariomycetes; Hypocreales; Nectriaceae. Bases 1 to 1164 code for a protein of 387 amino acids.